CAUUCACCCUAUCAAUGUAGCACGCCUCAACUGUUUCACACACAGAUCCGUUUCAAGACAGCCAUCAAUAUCUGGAUGCUUGAAGCCUGCAGAGAUCUUCGGAGGGGCAGACGCUAUCUUCAUUAGGAUCAAACGCAAAACAAAAAGACUAAUCCAAUGAAUCUACAUGUGGACUUCAUUGCUUUCUAUUUGCUCAGGUCAGCCAGAUGAACACACACAUAACAGCCCACAAAGCCAAGGUAAGGCAUCUGUGCAUCUUCCUUAUCCUGUGCUUUCAUUUGGUGUAUGCUGGUGUGCCAGGUCCAUGUAAGCACUCUGUCACCCAGGACCAUCUCUUAAAUUUAAGACGUCUGAUAAAGAACCAGCUGCAAAAUGGUUGUUCAAUAACCUACACCUUCACUGAGCGGCAGAACCUGAGUGUUGUGUGUUAUGUUAAAGCAGCUUUCCCUCAUAUACUGGAGCUACUCAACACCCAAUUCAGAUAUGCUAAGGACUCAGACAAUUACCGCUAUACUAAUUCUCUGAAGAACUUGAUCUACAACAUUUACUCCCAGAGAUGCAUCCCUCCAAUCAAUGAGGAGAUUGAGGAUAGCCCAAUGAAGUUCUUAAGAACCCACAUGACUUUGCCCAGGGGAGCUUUGGAGAAAGCUGAGGAAGUGAUUCGCAUGUAUAUGGGUCUGAUGACUCAGAGCGACAAACCUGUGGACUGGAACUGUGAGGAAGAGUACACAGAAGAUUUCCCAGAAUCCACCACUGAACCUCUCAGCCAAACAGCAGGUGCCUCCGAUUGCCCCUGCAUUUGUCCAACAGUGAGCAUUGGAUCAUCUAAGACAUCUGCAUCCACAAGCCAUUGGAAUAUUAACCUGAAACCUACUCCAUCCUCACAAAGAUCAUCCUUUUCAUCUGUGGUAACCUUGCAGGGUGGUAAUGAAAGAACUAAACAAUUCAAGUCUGCUCUCCCUCUAGCUCUAGAGACGCCUGCCACAUGGAGAUCAACACAAGGAGAUUUAUCCAACUUCCUCUUUGGUAGCACUCCAGCUUUUCAUGAAGAAACUUCAAAUUCAGAGAUGGACCAUUUGCCAUCACUGGAUCUUUCCCCUUCACUUACAAAUUUCCAGGAUGUAUUUCCGAGCAGAACUGACUCAAGAGCUGAGUCAACCUCUUCUGGCCCCAAUCAAAAAAGCGAUAGCACGCAGGACAGUGUGGAGAGGAGUGCACCGCUUUUACUUGCCAAGAGGUCUUUAGAUUCCAAAAGCCAAGAAGCACCAUCAAGUUCCUAUGUGAAAUUAUCACAGAACUGGGUUACUGCAACAUCUGAGCCAACAUAUAAAGAUAUUAAGACCACAGAGAUAAAAGGCAAGCCUUCCCAAAUGCUUCAACUGAUUAAACACAUUGUACCAGUCACAACCACAGUUCUGUCUUUGAAAGCAGCUGCGCAUUCAUCAGAAGGCCUGCGCAACCUUGUUGAACAGCCAGGUCAUUUAAACAGCCCUCCUGAAAAUUUCCAAACACACACCCAAAGUCCGGUGAGGGUGCCAAGGAAUUUAAUGAGAACCAUCCAUGAGGCGAAGCUCAGCAAAGACAGCAGAUCCCAGGAGGAUAGGCAGGAGGUGAAAGACCAGACUCAUCCAGACAGAGAAACACACUGGAACUCUGCCACAGAACAAUCCAGCAGUACAAUCAUCUCUUUUGGCACCGUGCUCAUAAUUACAUUAGGGUGUGGUGGACUUCUGCUCAUGACUGUCCUGAUUUACAGACAGCAAAAAGUAAGUGACUCACAAUUCAUUUUUGCUCUGCUGAAAAGACCCGCUUAGA
Sinocyclocheilus rhinocerous is the source of this 1815-nucleotide messenger RNA. RefSeq lists its product as uncharacterized. Gene Ontology annotation, molecular function: growth factor activity; cytokine activity. Gene Ontology annotation, cellular component: membrane. The transcript is spliced from 7 exons. Bases 207 to 1814 code for a protein of 535 amino acids. The record is from RefSeq and is a predicted model, not a curated record. NCBI's taxonomy places the organism in Eukaryota, Metazoa, Chordata, Actinopteri, Cypriniformes, Cyprinidae.